Molecule: messenger RNA, 1556 nt
Organism: Canariomyces notabilis
Lineage: Eukaryota; Fungi; Ascomycota; Sordariomycetes; Sordariales; Chaetomiaceae
Exons: 1
Coding region: 289-1272 (327 amino acids)
Source: RefSeq, a predicted model, not a curated record
AGGACGUCGACGAGCCAUUGAACAUACCAAUGACCACAGCGCACAGCCACUGACACGUGCCAGCAGCAGGUCCCGGAAACGGCGGGAUAAAGUUAACUACCUAGAAAGUGAGUCACUUCCAGUACUCUUGCCUUUUACUGUACUCUGUACACUUGACCCACGGUAUCACAGAUUUAUAGCUACCAAACUACCUCUCAAGCUUCUUUUGCAUUUCGUUGUCUCCCCGUCAUCUUUUCAGCAGUUGUCAGGGCCCUCUCCUAGAUAACCGUUGCUGCCCACCUCAACACCAUGUCAGAGUCGCAAUCCUUCGAUCUCCGGGACUACGCACAAUCCCGUGACUCCAUCCCGAAGUUUCACGUCUUCUGGAGAGUAACUCACGGCGGUUCCCAAUCCCGUCGUGAUAGCAAGACGGGCGAACUCCGUGCAGCAGCCAGCGACUUGCUUAUCGACAAUGAGGAGCGCUUGAAGAGGGCUGUCGCCAACCAUAUCCAGUGGUCCUGUAGGGAAAAGAGUCCGUUCUUGUCCGUCUUUUCCGACGAGGAGCAUGCUCGGAGAUGGGCAAAAUACUGUGAUCCCCCGGUCUACAUCACCCAAGUCAUUACGUCGCGGCUUCCGUCCGAUGUAUAUUAUUUCUCCGCGCCAACCCUGUGCAGAAGGCUUCAUAUCAUACAUGAAUAUGGGAGGAACGAAGUCUUUAUUCUCCACCGCAUUCCGUGGCAGGCUCUCGGUCGAAUGCGGGAUCUAGAUGGCAACCCGAAGGACAGCGGCACGAAUUCGAUGAUCAAGCUCAUUGGUGAGGCGAAUGAUACCUUUGCCAAGUACAUCGCCAUCACAGAGGAUUCCUCUAUUGCUUAUGCAAUUAGGAACCUGGCCGGGGAUAUGGAAGAGCACCAUCAAGCACAAGUCCGGGCCAUGGCUGAAGUGAUCAUUGACGACACCCAGGAAGGAAGAGAGCCUGACAAUGAGGCCGAUUCGAGCACCCAGAACCCCUUUUCCAAGGUGUAUCAGCUUCUACGACCCCCGCCGCGGCCGAGGGAAUCUAUACCCUUGCGCAUACCUGUGUCUUUGUCCGAUGACGACGAUGAGCCACUCGACAAUCAGUCUUCUUUAGAGGCUGCUCAGGACGAGAUAGCCAAGAACCCCGGAUCGCAGCCUAUGGAGCAACACGAGGGGGUUGGCAAGCAGACAGCAGCCGUGGCCUCAUCUCCAGCUGAGGAGCCUGGCAUUCCAGAUGUCGGUCGACUGACCCUACCGGAGGGCUCCUUUGUGUAAGCUGGGGAAGCUCUUACCGACGCUACCGAACCCUCUCAGGUGGCUUCCAUAGACGGCUCUGUGGAGGAGAACGUAAGGUCGGGGUCUACUACCACAGCAGCCUCGGCUGCUGAGAUUCCUGGAACGGGCACUGUUUCCGGUGUCUCACAACCUGAACCGAAGAAGAGAAUCAUCAGAAAACGAAGGGUCAAGAGCUCUGAGGCUGAUGGGGAGGAAACGUCUGUCUAACACGGACAGAGCACAGGCAGAGAUCGAUUGGCGAUGAUAAGACCGGGAACAAUUUG